AUGGCACCAUUGAAAGUCGGGUUCGUCGGUACAGGUAUCUUUGCCAGUGAUUUCCAUUUACCAGCUCUACAAGCAAUUCCUGAACAUUUCACCCCAUAUUCAGCAACAAAUAGAACCAAAUCCAAAGCUGAAAAGUUUGCAGAAAAAGCCAAGAUUGAUGGAUCAAAAGUUUAUGAUACAAUUGAAGAACUAGUUAAAGAUGAUCAAGUUGAUUUUAUUGAUGCUUUAGUUCCUGUUCAACAUAAUUAUCAAGUUAUUAAAACAGCGGUUGAUGCUGGUAAACCAAUCAUUAUUGAAAAACCAUUAGCUGCUUCAUUGGAAGAUGCUAAAAAAAUUGUUGAACUGGAUAAGUCAACUAAAGUACCAAUUUUGAUUGCUGAACAAUGGGUUUAUUUCAAAGCUAUCGAACUUAUUAAAGAAAGAUUAACCAAGAUUGGUGAUGUUGUUUCAUUUACCCAUAAAGCUAUCCAACAAUGGAAUCCAAAUAGUCCAUUCUUACAAACUAAAUGGAGACAAAAUCCUGAACAUAUUGGUGGGUUUUUAUCAGAUGGUGGUGUUCAUCAAAUUGCACUAUUAACUGAGGUUUUAGGUAAUAUAGAAUCAGUUUCAGCAAAUACAAGACAACUUCGUGAUAUUUCAGGUGAUGAUGAUAUUUUAUUUUCAAGUGUAAAAUUAGCAAGUGGUGCAAUUGGUACUUAUACUUACUCUACUGUGUUUGCCAACAAUAAACCUGAAAGUUCAUUGAUUAUUUAUGGUACAAAUGGUUCAAUUUAUUUAGAUUAUACAGAUAAAGAUCAUAUCACAAUUGAUACUUAUGUUGGUGAAACUACAUCAACAAACCCACAACAUAUUGAAUUCAAAGAAGAUUUGUUUUCUGAAGGUAUCCAAUACGAAUUUGAAAACUUAUAUGAAGCAAUUACCUCGAAUGACAAAUCUAUCUUGAAAGCAACACCUGCGAAAUCAUUCCAUCAUUAUGCUUUCUUUGUUGCUGCUAUUGAAAGUUCUAAGGAUGGUGGUGGUGCAGUUAAAGUUGCUCAAUUGUGA
Messenger RNA from Hansenula ciferrii, 1044 nucleotides. Its product is annotated as Gfo/Idh/MocA family protein. The coding region runs from base 1 to 1044 and encodes 347 amino acids. Gene Ontology annotation, molecular function: nucleotide binding. Lineage: Eukaryota; Fungi; Ascomycota; Saccharomycetes; Phaffomycetales; Wickerhamomycetaceae. The transcript has a single exon. The record is from RefSeq and is a predicted model, not a curated record.